Melospiza melodia melodia is the source of this 4046-nucleotide messenger RNA. It is a transcript of the gene GAB1, whose product is annotated as GRB2 associated binding protein 1. Gene Ontology annotation, molecular function: signaling adaptor activity. Gene Ontology annotation, cellular component: cytoplasm. NCBI's taxonomy places the organism in Eukaryota, Metazoa, Chordata, Aves, Passeriformes, Passerellidae. Gene Ontology annotation, biological process: signal transduction. The transcript has 13 exons. The coding region runs from base 388 to 2316 and encodes 642 amino acids. The record is from RefSeq and is a predicted model, not a curated record.
CGCCGGAGAAGAAGUUGAAACGCUACUUUCACCAUGUUGGAGUUAGUUCUGCAAGCUGGAAGAGCAGCAAGUGGGAAAAUUGAAGUCCUGUACUUGAAGUAUUGUUACCUAACGUGACCUCUUUGUGCUGCUUCCCAGCAGUCCUCCCAGGCAUGGAAGAGAAGGUGGUUUGUGCUUCGGAGCGGCCGCCUAACGGGGGAUCCGGAUGUAUUGGAAUACUACAAAAAUGACCAUGCCAAGAAGCCUAUCCGUAUUAUUGACCUAAAUUUGUGUCAACAAGUGGAUGCUGGAUUAACGUUCAACAAAAAGGAGUUUGAAAACAGCUAUAUUUUUGAUAUCAACACUAUAGAUCGAGUUUUCUAUUUGGUAGCAGACAGCGAGGAGGAGAUGAAUAAGUGGGUUCGAUGUAUCUGUGAUAUCUGCGGGUUCAACCCUACAGAUGAGGAUGCUGUGAAGCCACCAGUUAGUUCUUUACAACCAUCUGCUGAGUUACCCUUGCCCAUCAGCACUUCACCGCCCUCCCUGCAAGCAGAAUCUUCCCUUCCUUCUCCUUAUCGGCUCAUUAACGUCCCCCCUCUGGAGUCUGCCUCUGGUCAAGAAGAUCCUCAAGACUACUUACUGCUAAUAAACUGUCAAAGUAAAAAACCUGAACCUAUGAGCCAAGGGUCACCUUUUCUCUCAGAAGAAGGGCAGGAAUACCUGCUAUUAGAAGACUUUGAAAGUAAAAAGAUUCCACUUCAAUCUCAGGCUGACUCUGCAAAAUCCAGCUCUUCAGAAACAGACUGCAAUGAUAACGUGCCCUCCCACAAGAACCCUGUUGCACCAGGGAGCAAGCACGCUGUGAACGGCUUCUUCCCGCAGCAGGGCGCCUACGAUUCCCCGCCUUCCCGCUCCGCGCUGGCGGACUCCAGCCUCUACAACCUGCCCAGGAGUUACUCCCAGGAUGUUCUGCCCAAGGCAGCGUCUCCAUCUGGAACUGAUGCCGAAGGAGAGCAGCAUGUUUUCAAUACCCCAUCAGCAGUGUCGUUAGACACGCAGAUGAGGCACAUCUCCAUUAGCUAUGACAUUCCCCCCACACCCGGAGGUACUUAUCAGAUCCCACGAACUUUUCCAGAGGGAACAUUGUCUCAGACUUCAAAACUGGAGACUAUUCCAGACAUCCCUCCACCUCGGCCCCCCAAACCUCACCAGGCAGCGGAUCGCUCUCCUGUGGAGACGUGCGGCAUCAGCCGCACCGCGUCGGACACGGAGAGCAGUUACUGCGUCCCCGCUGCAGGAGCGCCGCCCUCGCGCAGUAACACCAUUUCCACGGGAGACCUGAACGUCUUCCGGAAAGAAAUUAGUUCUCAAGACUGUUAUGAUAUUCCACGAACGUUUCUGAAUGACAGAUCUAAUUCAUUGGAGGGCUUCCAUAACCACUUUAAAAACAGAAGCAUGUUGACAGUGGGAAGUGUUUCAAGUGAAGAACUAGAUGAAAAUUAUGUCCCAAUGAAUCCCAACUCUCCUCCACGACAGCAUUCCAGCAGCUUCACUGAACCCAUCCAGGAAACAAACUAUGUACCCAUGAUACCUGGCACGUUUGAUUUUCCAUUGUUUGGAAAGCAAGUCCCUCCUCCUGCUCACAUGGGUUUCAGGUCCAGCCCAAAGACCCCUCCCAGACGGUCGGUGCCUGCUGCAGAGUGUGAGCCACCGCCGGUGGAUCGGAACCUCAAACCUGACAGAAAAGGUCAAAGUCCUAAAAUUUUAAGACCUAAACCACAUGGUUUAGAGCGAACUGAUUCACAAACCAUAGGUGACUUUACUACAAGAAGAAAGGCAAAACCAGCUCCACUAGAAAUAAAACCUCUGCCUGAAUGGGAAGAAUUACAAGCUCCAGUUAGAUCUCCUAUCACCAGAAGCUUUGCACGAGACUCCUCCAGGUUUCCCGUGUCUCCCAGACCGGAUUCAGUUCAUAGCACAACUUCCAGCAGUGACUCGCACGACAGUGAAGAGAAUUAUGUAUCCAUGAACCCAAAUCAGUCCUCUGAAGACCCAAAUUUGUUUGGAAGCAACAGCCUCGAUGGAGGAAGCAGCCCUAUGGUAAAACCUAAAGGAGAUAAACAAGUGGAAUAUUUAGAUCUGGACCUAGAUUCGGGAAAGUCUACCCCACCUCGUAAGAAGAAGAACAGUGGCUCAGGCAGCAGCGUGGCAGACGAGAGGGUGGAUUACGUUGUGGUGGACCAGCAGAAAACACUGGCCCUGAAGAGCACGCGGGAGGCGUGGACUGAUGGCAGACAGUCCACCGAGUCCGAGACACCCACCAAGAGUGUGAAGUGAAAACACUGCUCUGGCUUUGAAGAAUGGAAAGAAGUGAAUUUUGAAGAAUCACAGAACCACAAUGGCAGUGCUGUUCAGCUGCACAGUACCUGAUUCCCUGGGCUGGGAAUCAGUUCCUCGCCAAAUAAGUUGGAAGCCAAAAGACACUUUGAAUAUAUCAAAGAAACUUUAAGAUCCUGAAUUGGCUCUGUCUGGAAAAAUCACAGCCUGUAAAUAACCUGUAAAAUAAUAUUACUUAGGUUUCAGAAAACCUUUUGUUCUGUAGUUAACACAUUUGUAGUAUUACUGUGUUUAUGCACUUUUUCAGUUACAAUGUUGGUUCAGGUAUUCACAGUUAGUGUACCUUAAUGUCUAAUUAAUCUGGAGAAUUCUUUUUUCCUUACACUACUAUUCCUCACAAUUUUAGGUUAAUUAAGCUACAUGUAGAAAUGGAAAUUAAUAUUUGAACUUCAUUUUAACAACUCAAAAUUGAUUUUGCAGAAAUACUUUCACAAUUGAAUAAUCUACUUGAAAUGCCAAGAGACAACCGUUAGUUACAUGUUUGUUUAUAUUUAAUACGUACAAGAUUAUUUGGAAGUCUACAGGUUUACCUUCCUAACAAAAAAUAGCUGUGAGUUAAUAAUAAUGAACUGUACUGGGUUUAGACCUAAAAUCCUGGCUUAUAUGUUAGUUGUUAGUGGUGGAACUUCUAUUGUGUUUUAUUAAUGACAGUGUUCUGUGUUCAAUCAGUGAAGAUUCUGCAGGGUGGGAUCUUACACUUUCAAAGACUGAAUAAUUAAAUGUCAAGUAAGCCUGCAAACCACUGAUGGCAUGCAGUAAUAUUGUGAUCUCACACUUAUUAACAAGAAAUAACCUUUAUAUUAUUUACAGAAGGUAGAGUAUAUAAAUCAGGUACGUACCAAGCACUGUUGUGCUAAUACACUGAUCAGGUUUAGACGAUGAGCUUUAGUUUUGUACUGUUUAGAAGUUCUAAUGUCAGUUUUCAGUUCAAGAUUAAUGGGACAGUUUGACAUUCACUUUUUGUAGUACUAGCAAAAUACUGUGAUUUUGAAUUAGACAUUAACUCAAAUGGAAAUACUAUGUUUUAACACCAUAGUGCCCUUCUUAUGAGCUCUAUUUUACUUUAAUCUCCUGCUUGGCCUUAUAUUUAAAUCCCUAUGCAAUUGAUAUUUUAUAUCUCUGUUUUUAAAAAUUAGAUAAUGUACCUAAAUUAUCCCCUUGUACACCACUUGUUGCUAUUUCCUGGUACAGGAUUUUAAACUCUGUAUACUGUGAUCCUUUAUUUUACUAUGCCAGUUCCAAAUAAUAAUCUGCCUUGGUUUAGAAACAUUUUUUGUUAUUUGGAAGAAGAUAGAAUUCUUUAAAUACAUGAAUGAGUUAGGUCUAGAUAGAAAACUUACUAACACUUUUGUUUUAUACAAAUACCCUCAAUUAAGUGGUUGGUUUAAUUUUCCUGCCCAAUUGGGGUUUUUUUUUUUGUCCAGAUCAUUUAAAAGUUGAGCUUAAAGCUGCAUUGUUUUCUGGCAUGUUGGCCUUCGUACUGUGCCUAAUCUACCAUCAGUUGUUUCUCUCCCUCACAGCCACAAUUUAAAGUAUGUAAAUUAUCUUCUUCCUAACAAAUGUUCUUUUUAAAUUAGUAAUAUUUUGAUGCUUUGAAUGUUCAUUAAAAAAAAAGAAACUGAACACAAUGCAUUUUGAGGUGAAUUUUAAAUAAAUCAAGUUGUUCUGUU